This is a messenger RNA of Argiope bruennichi, 692 nucleotides long. RefSeq lists its product as uncharacterized. The record is from RefSeq and is a predicted model, not a curated record. NCBI's taxonomy places the organism in Eukaryota, Metazoa, Arthropoda, Arachnida, Araneae, Araneidae. The transcript is spliced from 6 exons. The coding region runs from base 13 to 654 and encodes 213 amino acids.
UUAAUUUUAAAGAUGAAAAUCAAGAUUAUUUCUGCUUUUUUUCUGUGCCUGGCUAUUUUGCUUAUGAAAGUCAAAACUGGUUCUACAGUUGAGAAAGAGCCUGUAGUUGAUGUUGUGACAGUAACUCCAAAAGUUCGAUCGUAUUCUAUGUCUAUAGUGGAUACUACUACAGAAGAAGAAUCAGAGGUAGAAUUGAAAUCACGAGUAGUUCGCUCUUCAAUGUACUGCCAAUUACCAGCAGAUUAUGGGGACUCAGAAAUAGCAUGCCAAAGGUUCCCAACUUACGUGACAUGUGUCCAAACUUGCGUGUUCGGUCAUAGUUUUAGAAGUGGCGAAAUUUCAAAACAUUAUGAAUGUAGAUAUGGUCAAUGGACACCAAGUCAGCCUUUUCAAAAGUGUUAUCCCUUUAUGGAUAUGACUCUCACCGUGUUACCCGGUGGAAAGACGAAGUGCUGGUACAAUUUUAUGGACCACGGUCCAAUAUGUGAGAUAGAAUGUAGCCAUUAUGAAGAUAUGCUUGCAGUGAGAAGAGCAUUUUACAUGUUCAGUCAUCAUGGGGGGUGGACUCCUUCAUUACCAUUUUGUACUCAGCCUGGGUCAAAUGUAGCACUGCUUCCAGCACCACAUUUUUCUAAUUAUAACUACGUUAAAUAAUCAACUUUGCCUCUCUGCACUUUCUAUGUGAAAUUCUG